Molecule: messenger RNA, 240 nt
Organism: Cladophialophora psammophila CBS 110553
Lineage: Eukaryota; Fungi; Ascomycota; Eurotiomycetes; Chaetothyriales; Herpotrichiellaceae
Exons: 1
Coding region: 1-240 (79 amino acids)
Source: RefSeq, a predicted model, not a curated record
AUGCCGAAGCAGCCCUCCAAGGCCGGCAAGAGGCUGAAGCGUGACGACGACAAUGACUCCGACGACAGCGACGACGACCUCCAGCCCAUUCACUUUUUUGUCCCCGGCGAAAACAUCAACGCCGCAGUCCUGGUCGAUUAUAUCACUCGAUGGGUUGAUCGUACCGCAAAGAUAACAUCGUCUCAACAUCCCACAGUGAGACCAGCCUCGUCAAGUCUUGGUUUGUCUCCCACUGAUUGA